Terrapene triunguis (Three-toed box turtle) is the source of this 1449-nucleotide messenger RNA. RefSeq names its product protein-glutamine gamma-glutamyltransferase E-like. Gene Ontology annotation, biological process: peptide cross-linking. Gene Ontology annotation, molecular function: protein-glutamine gamma-glutamyltransferase activity. The annotation marks the transcript as partial. The record is from RefSeq and is a predicted model, not a curated record. NCBI's taxonomy places the organism in Eukaryota, Metazoa, Chordata, Testudines, Emydidae. The transcript has 6 exons.
GAAUUUCCAUGUCUGGAAUGAAAGCUGGUUUACCCGAAGUGACCUGGGGCCCUCCUACAAUGGAUGGCAAAUUCUGGAUGCAACUCCCCAGGAGCAAAGUGCUGGAAUAUUUCAGUGUGGUCCUGCUUCACUUAUAGCCAUCAAAGAAGGCGAUGUAGACCUGGACUAUGACUCUCCAUUCGUAUUUGCUGAGGUGAAUGCAGACCGUAUCACCUGGACUUACGACAUUAGGACUAGAGAGGCAAAGCCGAUCUCUUCUGAGACCAAGUCAAUUGGCCAGUUCACCAGCACCAAGGCAGUAGGCAGUUAUGCCCGUGUAGAUGUCACUAAUAAUUACAAAUAUGCAGAAGGCUCUCAGAAAGAAAGAGAAGUGUAUGAAAAGGCUCGUACAAAGCUGAGGCGAGAACUUGGUUUCAGUUCCACAACAGAGAAGCGACCAGAAAUUGAUCAAAAGCCUGACAUUUCAGGGAAGUUCAAGGUGGAUGGCUCCUUAGAGAUUGGCAAAGAUGUCAGCCUAAUCUUGGUUCUCAGAAAUUUGACCUCUGAUGCUAAGACUGUAAAGGCAAAUAUGACUGCUUGGACCGUCGUGUACACUGGGAAGCCAAUUCAUGAGGUCUGGAAAGACUCCCUUUCACAUACUCUUGGUCCUGAAGAAGAGAAACAGUUUCCCAUUAAGAUAACGUAUGCUGAGUACCAGCAAAAUUUAACAAGCGACAACAUGAUUCAAGUAACAGCUUUGUGUCAAGUUGAAAGUGGGAUUGAUAUGGUGGUGGGAAGAAACAUCACUCUGGAUAACCCUGACCUUGUCAUGCAGGUGCUUAGUGAUGCAAAGGUGAAUGAACCAGUGAAUGUGGAAGUGGUAUUUACCAAUCCUCUCGAUCAAGAGGUGAAAGACUGCGUGCUGCAGGCAGAAGGCAGUGACCUGCUGAAAGGAAAGCUCAAGAUAGAAAUGCCCUCACUACAGCCCAGGCAGAGUUCCAAAGUACCCCUUGAAAUCAUUCCCACCAAGAGUGGAACCAAGCAACUGCUCGUUAAUUUCUCCUGUGACAAGUUUCCAGAUGUCAAAGCCUUUGAGACCAUAAAUGUGGCCAAGUGAUUAUAAGAUGUGCAGUUGUCAGUCUGUCUGUAUAACCUUGAGUGAAAUAGUGCAAGAAAGCUCCUGUCUUCUGUGAACAAUUAGUAAAUCAAUCUAUUUCUGCUCCAGAAACAAAAUCCACACCCUGUCUGACAGGAAUUAUCAUGUUACAUAGUUUUACCAAAUUCAUGGCUGUGAAAAACGUGUUAUGGAUCGUGAAAUCUGGUCCUGUGUAUUUUUACCCUAUACUAUACAGAUUUCACAGGGGAGACCAGUGUUUCUCAAACUGGGAGUCCCAACCCAAAAGAGGGUUGUGGGGGUAGUCGCAAAAUUACUGUUGGGGGGGUUGCGGUAUUGCCACCUUUACUUCUACG